GCCAACUUCAAUCACUUCAUUCCGACAUGCGACGAUGAGAGAAGUUAUUAGCAUACACGUUGGUCAAGCUGGUAUCCAGGUUGGUAAUGCCUGCUGGGAACUGUUCUGUUUGGAACAUGGCAUCCAACCUGAUGGUCACAUGCCUGCUGAUAAACAAAUCCAGGGUGACGAUGCAUUCUCUACCUUCUUCAGUGAAACUGGCGCUGGCAAGCAUGUGCCUCGUUGCGUGUUUGUAGAUUUGGAACCAACGGUCGUAGACGAAGUGCGUACUGGUACUUAUCGUCAUCUUUUCCACCCAGAGCAGCUAAUUACCGGCAAGGAGGAUGCUGCUAACAAUUUUGCCAGGGGUCACUACACAGUAGGCAAGGACAUUGUUGACUCGUGUCUUGACCGUAUCAGGAAGCUGGCUGAUAACUGUACUGGUCUUCAGGGUUUCCUUAUGUUCAAUGCUGUUGGAGGUGGUACAGGUUCUGGUUUGGGUUGUUUGAUGUUAGAGAGGUUGUCUGUUGAUUACGGUAAGAAGAGCAAAUUGAACUUUUGCUGCUGGCCAUCUCCACGGGUAUCAACUGCUGUUGUUGAGCCCUACAACUCGGUACUCUCAACUCAUUCAUUGUUGGAGCACACUGAUGUGGCUGUCAUGCUUGACAACGAGGCUAUUUACGAUAUUUGCAAGCGCAAUUUGGAUAUCGGGCGUCCUACAUACACCAACUUAAACAGGCUGAUUGCCCAGGUCAUAUCGUCUUUAACCGCUUCAUUGCGUUUUGAUGGUGCACUCAAUGUUGAUGUUACUGAGUUCCAGACCAACUUGGUACCUUACCCUCGCAUUCACUUCAUGCUUUCAUCAUAUGCCCCUGUAAUUAGCGCUGAAAAGGCGUACCACGAGCAGUUGUCAGUUGCGGAAAUCACCAACUCGGCAUUCGAGCCUGCUAACAUGAUGGCUAAGUGUGACCCUCGCCAUGGCAAGUACAUGGCUUCAUGUAUUCUCUACCGUGGUGACGUAGUUCCUAAGGAUGUUAACGCUGCUGUAGCGGCGAUUAAGACUAAGCGUACAAUCCAGUUUGUUGACUGGUGUCCCACGGGAUUCAAGGUUGGUAUUAAUUACCAACCACCUACAGUGGUCCCUGGUGGUGAUUUGGCUAAGGUUAUGCGUGCUGUAUGCAUGAUUUCCAACUCAACGGCCAUUGCGGAAGUUUUUAGCAGGAUGGACCACAAGUUCGACCUCAUGUACGCUAAACGCGCCUUCGUACACUGGUACGUUGGAGAGGGAAUGGAGGAGGGCGAGUUCAGCGAGGCCCGUGAAGACUUAGCCGCACUCGAAAAGGACUACGAGGAAGUGGGCUUGGACACAACCUAUGACGAAGAGGCAGAAAAUUACUGAAACCAUGCCAGUUUAAAAACAAUGCCCACAUGACGGGAAUAAACACUUUUUAGAAAAACAUUUACUUAAUCGUAGCAUCUAUAUG
Molecule: messenger RNA, 1463 nt
Organism: Babesia bovis T2Bo
Lineage: Eukaryota; Apicomplexa; Aconoidasida; Piroplasmida; Babesiidae
Product: putative tubulin alpha chain
Exons: 2
Coding region: 35-1378 (447 amino acids)
Biological process (GO): mitotic cell cycle; microtubule cytoskeleton organization
Cellular component (GO): microtubule; cytoplasm
Molecular function (GO): GTP binding; structural constituent of cytoskeleton
Source: RefSeq, a predicted model, not a curated record